This is a messenger RNA of Cyclopterus lumpus (lumpfish), 1772 nucleotides long. RefSeq names its product zinc finger DHHC-type palmitoyltransferase 16a (gene zdhhc16a). The coding region runs from base 243 to 1394 and encodes 383 amino acids. The transcript is spliced from 11 exons. Gene Ontology annotation, cellular component: Golgi apparatus. Gene Ontology annotation, biological process: protein palmitoylation. Gene Ontology annotation, molecular function: palmitoyltransferase activity. The record is from RefSeq and is a predicted model, not a curated record. Lineage: Eukaryota; Metazoa; Chordata; Actinopteri; Perciformes; Cyclopteridae.
CGUAUUUUAUUCCGGACUCAGACUACCAUGAUGCCUUUCUCCGCUCUUCUGGCGCACGCGCAGUAACUCCGGAUCAGGAUUCAGAUCUCGACUGUCACAGAAGGUCCCUGAUUCUGCUCUUCUUCGUUAAUAUUUCUCAAUACUCUCGUUUUUGCUUCCUAUUGAAAAUGUCGACGGGAGGGGUGGUUUCGGCAGGUGUCUUGCCUUCAUAGAAAAAAGUGUGUGCAUAUUACAGAUGCAGAAUGCGGUGGUUUCUUAGCUCAACGCUCCACCUGCUGCGGUGUGUACGGUUAAGGUCAUGUACCAGGAGAGGAGGAAGGAACACAUUGCCUUUGUGGAUUAGGGCAAUAUGGGCUUACUUGAGACUGCUGGUGCAGUCAUUGUACUUCAGCUCUCUUACAGACUCAGAUGUGGUUUUCGACUCAGUCUUUGAACCAGUGUUUUGGACUGUGGAUUAUGUCACACGCUGGUUCGGCACGAUGUUUGUAUGUCUGGUGGUGGUGCUGACAAGCUCCAUUUUGGUAAUAGUGUAUCUGAUCCUACUGCCUAUGAUCAUGAGCACAUACUCUCCUCUAUGGGUUGCUUGGCACCUUUGUUAUGGACACUGGAACCUCGUCAUGAUUGUUUUCCAUUACUACAAGGCCACCAAGACUGCCCCUGGGUACCCCCCUACAGAAAAAAAUGACAGUCCGUUUGUGUCAGUCUGCAAAAAAUGCAUCAUUCCCAAACCAGCAAGAACACACCACUGUGGUAUCUGUAACAGGUGCAUUCUGAAAAUGGACCAUCAUUGUCCCUGGCUGAAUAACUGCGUUGGCCAUUUAAACCACCGUUAUUUCUUCUCCUUCUGCCUCUCGCUGGCCUUGGGCUGUAUCUACUGUAGCAUCAGUGGACGAAACCUGUUCCUAGAUGCUUACAAUGCUCUUGAGCGCUUCAAGCAUCUGGAUGUGGAAAAGUCAGGGGUACCAGUAACCGGGAUGGGAAUUCUUAUAGGGCUUCUCCCCCCUGGUCAGACCAACUAUCAGACAGCUGCACCUUCGUACACCUUUAAGGAAAAGAUGAUUCAUAAGAGCAUCAUCUACAUGUGGGUGCUUACCAGCACUGUGGGAGUGACCCUGGGAGCUCUGACCAUGUGGCACGCAGUCCUCAUAUCCAGAGGAGAGACCAGCAUCGAAAGACACACUAACAGCAAAGAAACAAAGCGAAUGGCAAAACGAGGACGGAUAUACAGAAACCCUUUUAACUAUGGCAGGCUGAAUAACUGGAAGGUCUUCUUAGGCGUGGGGAAGACAAGUCACUGGUUGACGCGUGUUCUCCUUCCCUCUGGACACACCCCACCUGGUGAUGGCUUGACAUGGGACGUCUUCCCAGUUAAAAAGGAUUUAAUACCAGUAUGACAGACUUGACUUAGGCAUACUUGUAGCCUCAUAUCAGCAGUCUUUGCUGUGUCCAACUCACUCUGGUCAUUUGAUCUAGUUGGCGGUUAGGAUCCCUGCAUGGUGGCUCCAUACAGCUGAAGAAAUCUGGACAUAUCAGCCUCCAAUACCUCAAUAACUUGCAGUGGCAUUGCUCAUGGUUCGGUCUAUAUCUUUCACCAGUGAAAAGGCAAUGUGUCAUGGACGGUUUGUUCUUUACUGGGUUUUACCUAGUCUUACUAACAGGUCUUAGUUGACUCUAAGCAUUGUUAAAACUGCAGUACCAUGAUGAUGUGUUAUCUAUCUGUCUUUUUUACCUGUUAAGUUAAUAAAACUUUAUAAAUUGCUUUGUUUAAACAA